Molecule: messenger RNA, 1447 nt
Organism: Loxodonta africana (African savanna elephant)
Lineage: Eukaryota; Metazoa; Chordata; Mammalia; Proboscidea; Elephantidae
Gene: MC5R
Product: melanocortin 5 receptor
Biological process (GO): regulation of metabolic process; adenylate cyclase-activating G protein-coupled receptor signaling pathway
Cellular component (GO): plasma membrane; cytoplasm
Molecular function (GO): melanocortin receptor activity
Source: RefSeq, a predicted model, not a curated record
AACAUGGAUUUGUAUAUCCUUCAGAAACCUGAGCUCACCUGAAGAAGUAGCGCACUACCCAUAGUAAUGUGAAAAUCAGGAGGCUAGGGGGGAUUUUGUAGCUUAUGAGUUGAUUAACAACUAAUAAGACACUUUUAAGAGUGAAUUUGGGCGCCAGGACAACAAGCAUAAAAAGUGGCACUGCCUUGGGCACAGCAAGAUGCACUGAGAGUGUGUGAAGGAAAGGGAGCUUGGAGGAAAGAAUGUAAGAGGGGCUGCUGAGAACAUGGAACCUGCAUGCUGCAGAGAUGGCACUUUGGGGAUUGGGACUACAAGUGAAAUGGGCAAGCCAAGUGGGCGCCUCAGAUGCACAUCCCUGCAAGCAUCCCCUUCCUUAGGCUUUGUUUGCUCUUGGUGUCCUGUUGUAUUUCUUUGGUAGGCUGACUCAUGAUCCAAAAACCUGUUUUACAGUAAAUUUUCUGCCAAGAAAAGGAAGCAUUUUCCUCCAGCAAUGAACUCCUCGUUUCACCCACACUUUUUGGAUCUCAACUUGAAUGCCACAGAGGGCAACAUUUCGGGACCAAAUGUCAAGAAAGACAUGGGCAUUGCUAUGGUGUUUCUGACUCUGGGUCUCAUCAGUCUCCUGGAGAACAUCUUGGUCAUUGGGGCCAUAGUGAAGAGCAAGAACUUGCACUCACCCAUGUACUUCUUUGUGUGCAGCUUGGCUGUGUCUGACGUGCUAGUAAGCAUGUCCAAUGCCUGGGAGACCAUCACCAUACACUUGACAAAUAACAGGCACCUGGUGAUAGCGGAUGCUUUUGUGCGCCACAUUGACAAUGUGUUUGAUUCCAUGAUCUGCAUCUCCGUGCUGGCUUCCAUGUGCAGUUUGCUGGCCGUCGCAGUGGACAGGUACGUCACUAUCUUCUACGCCCUGUGCUACCACCACAUCAUGACGGCAAGGCGCUCGGCAGUGAUCAUCGCCUGCACCUGGACCUUCUGCACGGGCUGCGGCAUCGUCUUCAUCAUUUGCUAUGAAUCUACUUAUGUCAUCAUUUGCCUCAUUUCCAUGUUUUUUACCAUGCUGUUCCUCAUGGUAUCUCUGUAUACACACGUGUUCCUUCUGGCGUGGACUCCUGUCAAGCAGAUAGCAGCACUGCCUGGGUAUGGGGCUGUGUGGCAGAUGACCAGCAUGCGUGGUGCUGUCAUCCUGGCCGUGCUACUGGGCAUCUUUAUCGUGUGCUGGGCCCCCUUCUUCCUCCACCUCAUUUUAAUGAUUUCUUGCCCUCAGAACUUCUAUUGCUCUUGCUUUAUGUCUCGCUUCAAUAUGUACCUCAUACUUAUCGCGUCCAAUUCUGUGACUGAGCCUCUGAUAUAUGCCUUUUGCAGCCAGGAGAUGCGGAAGAACUUUAAAGAGAUUAUUUGUUGUUGUGACUUCAGAAUCACCUGCAGAUUUUCUAGCAGGUACUGA